AUGGCCAGAUUGCUGCUAGAAAGUUGGUCCUCGAUUGGCAUAAUUAACAGAGCCACAGACCUUCAUCCCGCCUACCAAGCGCUAACCCCUGCUCAGAACGGAGCACUAGGUCGGGCAAAGGAAGAUACGCAGGGCCAACAGCCGGCAACCGCGGGCGAAGGUGGAAACUCUCAGAAGACAUAUGAACGACGUGACACAUCGCAUGAAGGCGCCCGCGAGGUCGAGAACAAUUCAAACGGCCACCAGCAAUCGUUCGGUGCAAUCGAUCGACAUGCGAGCAUCAGGUACAGUUUUAACACGCGGUCAGACAAACUCAAUUGA
Dibothriocephalus latus is the source of this 321-nucleotide messenger RNA. NCBI's taxonomy places the organism in Eukaryota, Metazoa, Platyhelminthes, Cestoda, Diphyllobothriidea, Diphyllobothriidae. The record is from the annotation of a GenBank genome assembly.